AUGGCGGAACUCAAUCAAACUUCUGAUGUUGCCACCACCAACACUUGCCUGAAACCGAUUCCAGGGAAGGAGAGUCGAGGUUCUCCGGCGUACCGUGGAGUUCGAAUGCGAAGUUGGGGCAAAUGGGUGUCGGAAAUACGACAACCACGUAAGAAAUCCCGUAUCUGGCUUGGCACUUUUUCAACGCCGGAGAUGGCCGCAAGAGCUCACGACGUCGCCGCCUUGUCCAUCAAAGGGAACUCCGCCAUUCUCAACUUUCCUCAACUCAAAGACUUGUUGCCACGUCCGGCGUCUGUCUCGCCACGUGACGUCCAAGCCGCCGCCGCCAAGGCAGCCACCAUGCAAGAAUUGUGUUCGGUGUCGUACUCCUCCACCGUGCAACCGCCGUUGUCCGAUCGCUAUAUAUUACCUGCCGAUGAACAUGCUUCCGGCAGCCCGGAUGAUGAAUUGGAUGAAUUCAUUGAGUUGCCGAGUUUAGAGGGGUGUUUGGAUUCCCCGGGAUCGUUGACUAAAUUGAUGGUGGUGGACUCGGUGGAUGGAUGGAUGAAUCCGUCGUGGGAAGUGGCUAGCACCGACUGUUUUGCUGCUAAUUUCUCCGACCAGGUGGCAAAAAAUCCGAGUUUCUCGACGCUCAUAUGGGACUGUUGA
Lactuca virosa is the source of this 648-nucleotide messenger RNA. The record is from the annotation of a GenBank genome assembly. NCBI's taxonomy places the organism in Eukaryota, Viridiplantae, Streptophyta, Magnoliopsida, Asterales, Asteraceae.